Messenger RNA from Mucor mucedo, 1041 nucleotides. RefSeq names its product mitochondrial carrier domain-containing protein. NCBI's taxonomy places the organism in Eukaryota, Fungi, Mucoromycota, Mucoromycetes, Mucorales, Mucoraceae. The record is from RefSeq and is a predicted model, not a curated record. Gene Ontology annotation, biological process: mitochondrial L-ornithine transmembrane transport. Gene Ontology annotation, molecular function: L-ornithine transmembrane transporter activity. The transcript is spliced from 4 exons. Bases 1 to 1041 code for a protein of 346 amino acids.
AUGGAUAACAAACAAAACUCAACAUUAUUAGCCGAGACUGCGCUUUAUGUUCCAGCACAACUCAAACAAACUGAUAAUGAAGUUAAAUCCAACUUUCGACAUCAAAUUGAUGACCUUCUUUUUGGAUCGUUUGCUGGUAUGGUCGGUAAAUUUGCAGAGUAUCCUUUUGAUACAAUCAAAGUUCGUCUUCAAACUCAACCCUUGGAUCACCCUUACUUUUCUGGCCCUUGGGAUUGUUUCAAAACCACAUUAAAGCAAGAAGGCAUGAAAGGUUUUUUUACUGGUAUGUCAUCUCCACUGGUUGGAUCUAUGGUAGAAAACGCUGCAUUGUUUGUUGGUUACAGACAGGUUCAAAGGAUUAUCCGAGAAAACUCUACAUCAAGUCAGGAACUUGAGAGACAAAAGGGUAUACCCGAAGAUCAAUUACCGCCUCUUUCAAUUCCGCAAUUGGUUUUAGCGGGCGGAGCUUCAGGUGCAAUUGCAUCCAUUGUUCUAACCCCAGUUGAAUUGAUUAAAUGUAAAUUACAAGUUCAGCUCGGCUCACAAACUGUCACUCAAGGUGUUAAAUUUAAUGGUCCAUUCCAUGUCAUGCGUCAUGUCUUCCAAUCCCAUGGACUUACAGGCUUCUAUAGAGGAUUUGUAGCUACACUCUUGAGAGAAGCGGGUGGUGGAGCUUUCUGGUUUGGUACUUAUGAAUAUGUCUGUGCUAAAUUCAUCCAACACAGACAGGCAAAGACCGGAGAGAUUGUCGUCAAAAAAGAUUUGACACCUACCGAAUUAAUGGUGGGUGGUGCCUUGGGUGGUAUGGCUUAUAAUGCUUCAUUAUUUCCCGUUGAUGUCAUCAAAUCACAGAUGCAAACAGAUGAACAAUUAUCUAGUGGGAGUCGUCAACGAUCUUUUGCCCAAACCGCUAAAGAACUCUACGCAAAGGGUGGCUAUAAAGCAUUUUAUAGAGGCUGUGGCAUCACUGUUGCUCGUAGUGCACCAACAUCCGCUAUUAUUUUCUUGACCUAUGAAAUGCUCUCUCGUCAUUUCGGAUAG